This is a messenger RNA of Acinonyx jubatus (cheetah), 1339 nucleotides long. Its product is annotated as putative protein FAM90A23. The transcript has 2 exons. The record is from RefSeq and is a predicted model, not a curated record. The coding region runs from base 59 to 985 and encodes 308 amino acids. NCBI's taxonomy places the organism in Eukaryota, Metazoa, Chordata, Mammalia, Carnivora, Felidae.
GAAGGACUGAUGGCCGUUGUCUGUGUGUUGUGUGUUCCCACAGCAUCCGCACAGGCCGAUGCCCGUGUACACCACCAAGAGGGUGUCCGUGCUGGCGCCGCACGUCCCGGCUGAGCCUCCUAGCGGGACGCCUGACACGACACAGCUGUCCCCGUCGGCUGCUCCUCUCGGGAGACCUGCGGCGAGCACCCUCCCGCCUGCUGGCCGACAGGAUGCCCAGCAAGUGGGGACCCCAGCCCCGCCUGCCCCGCCUGCCCCGGCACACCAACGCUCUGCCCGGGAUCCAGGCCUCGGUGUCCAGCUGAGACAACACCGGCCCCGAUGUGCCUCCCUGGAAGCUUCCAGGGCUGUCUCCAAGGCGCGUGGCAUUGGCCACGCCCAGGCACCAGCCAAGCGUCCUGAGGUGAGCCCUGAUCCUCCUCCAGCCCGUUUGGCUCCGAGUCCCCAGCCCCACAUCCAGACACCAGGCAAGAGAUGGGCCCCGCUCCCCGACGACACGUGCCAGAACCCCCGAAAGAAACCACGUUGCAGCCCCUUCCAGCCACCCCACAAGAGCACAGGGAGCACCCACGUGGGGCUGCGCCAGAGUCUGUGUCGUCCAGCAAGGAGAAGUGCAUGUGGUCCCACGGGGGCAGCCCAGCUGACCAGGAAGACACCUGCCUCGGUGCAAAGCAGGGGCCUCCAGCCUCCACGCCCCCAACCUCACCUGGACACUCUCCAGGCGUGCACCUUGCCCCCGUGUCCGCCCUGUCCGCAGGCACCCGGCCAGCCCCUGCGAAUGGUCUUCAGCCGCCUGGACAAAGGCGGCUGGAGCUCCAGGUUCAUAGCAGCUCCCUGUCUGCCACCUCCCGAGAGGCCAGUCCCCCCUGGCCAGGGCCCGCCCGUCACACACCAGUCUGAGGGAGGCUGUGUGCCUGUCUCCCGGAGCAUCCUCCACGAUGACCUGCAGCUUUCCUCGUCCUCGGAGGAGAGCGACCGCGAGUGAGACACCUCAUGUCCUCGGACACUCGUCCUCUGGCUCUUGUGACCCCGAGCAGAUUCUAUGAGAAAUCCAGCCAGGAGAGCAAGAGGUCGUCCACUCGAAUGUAAAGUUAAGGAUCUGUGAAAUGAAUGUGUAGUGGGUUUGCGAAUGUCUCAAUUUGGGGACACCGGAGGAAUGAUUCCAGUCUGGGCUGGGCAAGUGGAGGCAAUCUUUUGUUUUAGAACAGUUCACUGAUAUCGUUUUUCUGCAGAUCAUAUCGGGGAAUAUUUUACAUGCUGUCUGCAUUUUUGUUUUUCCCUGAUAGUGCAACGUUGUGUGUAGUGUUACCACAGCUAAUAAAAUUUGCUCAGACACGAC